GCUCUCACUUGGGAGGCUUUAUUAAUAGUUGUCUGUCUUUGUCCCCUUCCUCACCCCUGCCAUUCCCCAGGCUCCAAGCUGCUCUCUGAGCAACAGGAGGUUGGGGAACUGAAAAGCAGCGGAACCAGAAGCGAAGGGAGCGGUGCGGACGGGGGAGUAAGAGACGCGGAGGACCGGUAGGCCUAGUUUCCAGGCCGCGGUCGGUCGCGGUUGCAAAGGGAUGGAACCUCUGCGUGUCUUGGAGCUGUACAGUGGCAUUGGUGGCAUGCACCACGCGCUGCGAGAAAGUGGUAUCCCUGCGCAGGUGGUGGCUGCUAUUGAUGUGAAUACUGUUGCUAAUGAAGUGUACAAGCAUAAUUUUCCUCACACACACUUACUGGCAAAGACAAUUGAAGGUAUUUCACUGGAAGAGUUUGACAAGCUGUCUUUCAAUAUGAUUUUAAUGAGCCCUCCAUGUCAGCCAUUCACAAGAAUUGGCCUACAGGGGGAUAUCACUGAUCCAAGGACAAAUAGCUUCUUAUAUAUUCUAGAUAUUCUCCCAAGAUUACAAAACUUACCCAAGUAUAUUCUUCUAGAAAAUGUUAAAGGUUUUGAAGUAUCAUCUGCAAGAGGGCUGCUGAUACAAACGAUAGAAGCUUGUGGCUUUCAGCAUCAAGAGUUCCUGUUAUCCCCUUCCUCUCUUGGUGUUCCAAACUCAAGGCUACGGUAUUUUCUCAUUGCAAAGCGGCAGUCAGAGCCCUUCCCUUUUCAGGCCCCUGGUCAGAUACUGAUAGAGUUUCCUAAAAUUGCAACUAUACAGCCACAGAACUGUGCAGUAGCUGCAGAAGAUAAGUUAAGAGUGCAGAGAACUGAACCAACUAUCUGCUUGGAUAGCAGCAGCAGCAGCACCCAGUGUUCUGGCAAAGAUACCAUUCUUUUUAAGCUGGAAACUGCAGAAGAAAUUGACAGGAAACUCCAGCAGGACAGUGACCUCUCUGUGCAGAUGCUGAAAGAUUUUCUUGAAGAUGAUGACACAAAUCAGUACUUUUUACCCCCCAAGUUAUUGCUGCGAUAUGCUCUUUUAUUGGAUAUUGUUAAGCCCACUUCCAGAAGGUCCAUGUGCUUUACCAAAGGGUACGGAAGCUACAUUGAAGGGACAGGCUCAGUGUUACAGACUGCAGAGGAUGUGCAGAUUGAGAAUAUCUUCAAAUCUCUUAAUGAUUUGCCACCAGAAGAAAAGAUAGCUAAGUUGUCAAUGCUUAAACUGCGAUAUUUCACACCCAGAGAAAUUGCAAACCUCCAGGGAUUUCCUCCAGAAUUCGGAUUUCCUGAGAAGAUAACAGUGAAGCAGCGUUACCGUCUCCUUGGCAACAGCCUCAAUGUGCAUGUAGUAGCAAAACUCAUCAGAAUCCUGUGUGAAUAAUUGGAAGGACCUCUGAGAGGUGUCAUAGUAUUCCUCCAAUUCUAGACAGUAAUUCUAAAAUUCUAUUUUGAACUAAUUCAUAUCAAAUUUAAAUGAUUUUAAUAGCAUUUUAGUGGAUAAUUGGGGACUUAUUCAAUGCAUGUCAAAUUGUUUUCUUAAAUUUAUAUUACUGUAUCCAAUAAACUUCACUUUGUUGUUUUGUUUUAUGGGCAAAUAUUUUUAUAAAGCUUUUAAAUAUGUCUAUUAAAUAUCUUUCACAUUAUGCUACAAACAAAUUAAGAAUGUUUAAACUUUUGUAUCUUUUUUAAUUUUUAAUAUUCUGUAAUACUUUAUGAAGUAUGACAUGGAUAAUAUAAUGAUCCUUAGAAAAUCAUUUUUGUAUGUUAAUUUUAAUAUUGUUUUAUGUAAUGGAGAAACCAAAUGGAUAUGGACCUAGAAGCUUCAUCCCUUCUGACUAGCUUUCAGAAGUGUUGGAAGGUGCUAUGCAUGCUACUGAAAGGAAAAAUAAUCACCAUUCUGUGAACCCUAUGAGCUACAGUAGUGACUGUCCUCUUAAGAUAUGCCCAUGAAUGUUAAGGGAAUAUCCAGCUGCUCUCUGAUUGGAUUUAAGGCCUGAUCAAUGAGAUAGAACCAUGCUUGGCAAUGUCGUCUGUCUGGUUCAGCAACCUGUGGCUCGAUAGGUCAUGGAUGCCAGCAUUGAGAGUGUCGAGGUGGGUAUCAAUCACACACUUGCUGAGAAGCUAUUGGCAUUUGAUAGCUGCUGGGAGAGGAAGAGUGGAUUUUCUUCAAGGGUGUAUUUUCUGGUAUUGAUCACACUGUAGGGCAGGCUUAUAUUCAAGAAUAUUUGAACAACACAAAUUGGACUUGAUUUUUUUUUUAAAAAAAGAAGACACAAAGUGGGGAGUUGGGGAGGGAGGGUGAAUAUGAUCCAAAUAAAUUGUACAACAAUCUCAAAGAAUUAAUAUUUUAAAAAAUAAAAAAUUGUUUUAAAAUCUCAAUCUUCUUGUUAAUUUAUCCUAACAAAUUGAUUCUAAUUCUAGCCUGUUGAAUGUUUUACUUAGUUUCAGUCCUUUUUUGACAAAUGCAUACAUUUUAAACCAAAUUAUCAUCAUCCAAAUUAGACAUCAGUGUGAAGAAUAUAUUAGAAAAAAAUGCUCAUAAAUACUUAAUCAUAUCUUUCUCAAAAGGCCUCAGAAAAUGCAAAUGCAGGUGAAUUAUCUAUCUCUUCAUUAAUCCUUUUUUUUCCCUGAGACAGGGUCUCACUGUGUAGCUUGGCUGGCCUGGAGCUUGGUAUGUCUGGAACUUGCUAUGUCUGGCUUCUAACUCAGAGCGAUCUGACUGCCCCAGCUUCCAGAGAGCUACAAUUAAAGGCCAGCACUACUAAACCAGCACUACUAAACCAGCACUACUAAACCAGCACCACUAAACCAGCACUACUAAACCAGCACUAC
Molecule: messenger RNA, 2853 nt
Organism: Peromyscus eremicus (cactus mouse)
Lineage: Eukaryota; Metazoa; Chordata; Mammalia; Rodentia; Cricetidae
Gene: Trdmt1
Product: tRNA aspartic acid methyltransferase 1
Exons: 11
Coding region: 221-1402 (393 amino acids)
Molecular function (GO): methyltransferase activity
Source: RefSeq, a predicted model, not a curated record